ACAUGCCAUCCGGAUGACAUAAACACCAACACCCCAACAACCAUCAGAAGACUGACAACAACAUCCUGGUGCUUGGUGCUUGAUCGAUCCCGGUACCUGAAUGCUCUAAGGGGGAUGCAUUUGUCUUGCAGGUGAUCUUCGACUUUUGCCUUGCCCAUCAUGAGACCACCGGUGCCGGACCUCGCGGUACCGCGAUCUCGCAAAGCCUCGCUCGAGCAGCAGUGGACCGAUCCCCGCAGUGCGGCCCCCGCUACCUUCUUUCUGGCCCGCAGUCAUGAUACCGAUGGAGAGAUUUCUCCCGACGAGAUCGAAGCUCCCACGGAACAUCUGUACGGAGUACAAAGCCUUGAGGAGGUAGUCACUCCAAAGGAGUUUUCUUCGGGCUCAUCUUCGACCCGUCAGCCUUUGGUUCAGGAUGAGGAGGAGGAGGAAGAGGAGGAGCGUGAAGUCCGCCAGACUAUCCGUCGCAGGUCGACCUUGAAGCCCUCAGAUAUGCUUACUACUAACUCCGUCAAAUCUUCCCGAUUCCCCCUUGAAGAGCUCUCCUCUCGACCUCUCACGCCUUUGACUUUUGACCAUCCAGAUGACCACUCAUCCCUUCCGAGCAGUCCCCGGUCGAUCUCUAAUCAUUCCAUACCGCAUCUUGAUGACAUUUCGAUUGCCGAUGAUCUUAGCAGCCAGGCCGUAGCUUCGGCGGAGGAGGACGACGACUAUCGCUCGACGCAUAAUCCUAUUUCCGACAACACCUCCCAACUUAUCAUGCCAAGUAUCAAGAUGCCCAGUCGGAAACCCUUCACGGAUCGUGGGAAGGCUCUGGGGCGUUUGAAGGUGCUCGUCGCAGGUGCCCCAGGCUCGGGAAAGUCCUCGCUCAUUCAAUCUAUAUUCCAAGCCUGCGAAGACAUCGUACAUAUGGACGAUUUCCCCUCUGUGUCCCCCUCGAGGAUUUUACGGUCUCUCACACCCUCUCAAGCAUCUCAUUCCUAUCAGUUCUCACAAGCGGCCACCGCGGAGAUUUACGCUAGUACCAAGCCCUAUCCGUCGUGGUGGUCAGAUCUGGAGGAUUCACGCGUACUUCGGCGGAGGAAAAGCACAGGUGACAUUGUCCUCGAGCGCAACAUCUGCUUUGUUGAUACUCCAGCCACUUCCAUGGGUCGAUCGGAACAGACUGAGUCUAUCAUACAAUAUAUCCGCCAGCAACUUUCUCGAGCAACAACCGCCAUCAGUGCCAUGAACCAUGACUUCCAGAACUUACUUGCUGGUAACGGCGGAACGCAAGUCGAUGCCGUACUCUAUCUCAUAUCCGAAGAAACGCUUCUUGCGGAUAUGGAGUGCAUCCGAAGGCUUUGUGACUGGACUAAUGUUAUUCCCCUUAUCGCCAAAGCAGAUCUUCUGACUCACGGAGACAUCCUUGCCCUAAAAUCUUCUUUCCAUAAGCAGGCUCAGACCCUGUUAGUCAAACCUUUCCUUCUAGGCAGUCCCAGCACAGAUUCGGAAGAUUAUGACGGCUACCAUGGUAUACCUUUUGCGGUAUCGUCCGCGAAAGCCAGUAAUGACGAGGUAAUGGAUGCCAGCACCCUUAUGAGCCCAGACUAUGUUCAGCCUUUGGUGCCUUCGGAACUCAUGUUGCUGGUUCAACGGAUAUUCGAUGGGGAGAACAUUGCCUGGAUGCGACAUUCAGCCGCAAAGAAGCUAGCCCUUCAGCAGCAGAAACAACCGUCGCAGGAGCAUAGCCACCUGCCUCUUAGCGCCCUUACGGUUACUCACAGUGCCCGUCGGAGCUCUCCCACUUACACCAUGGCUCGGCUGGCCGAUCACACCCGUCAAGAGGAGGGGUUGGCUCGUGUGCAGCUGGCCAAGUGGGCCUCGGAUCUGCAGCAAAGCCUGCAGAACGAACGAGAGCGAUACGCUGCGAUGGCCCGGGGCGAGCGUGCCAUUUGGCUCACGGAACGCAUUGGGGAAUGUGUCGUAGAAGGAUCAUUAAUUCCGAUCACGCAAAGCCCAGGCUUCUGCGGCCUCCAUGGGCCUGCGGAGAAAGGCAGUGGCAGCGGGGUGAUCCUUCGUACAGCCAACGGACAUAACGUGGAAUAUCAGGUUGCCCGCCUCAGUUCGCAGGACCCCCUCGGCGUCGUCCGGUGGUCAGAGGAUCUCAGACGACGUGGGUGGACCGUCGUCCAGAUUGUGGGGAGCUUCGGGGUUGUUGGCGGGCUUGCGUUCUGCCUAGCAAAAGCCUGGGGAUUCCCCUCGCGCACUCUGUGCGAAUGGCACCUGGACUGGUAUAAUACCAGCAAUUAGGCAUUCCUCCAAUCAGGGCCGAUUCACAGCCCUACCUACCUUAUGGCUGUUUUGGGGUCCUAUUCCCUGAAUCCCCCGCUCCCUAAUCCCAAUGUCCCCCCCGAUCACGGCCUUGAAGGGCGUGUUCUUUCCCUUCCUCUUUGCCAGCCAUUCACCCCUACGGCGAAGGCUCCCCUUUCUCUCCAUCACAUAUCCUCCGUCUCACGAUUCGAUUGCGGCGUUCCUGGGUUCGUGUUGUGUUUUAAUUUGCUAGGCCAUAUGCCGCCCCAUUCCCUGCAUCCUCGUUUCCUUUCUUGAUACCGAACUGUUCGUCCCUUGCUUUUAUACAUUUAUAUAUAUAUUAAGCGUAAGUAUGACCCAGCCCUGAUCUUCUCACAGCACAACCACACAGACCGGAGUUGGCAUUUCCAAGCAACCUAUUCCUCCCUCCCAAAUACUUCCAUGCAAUGCAUCCUAUUCGUCG
This is a messenger RNA of Aspergillus homomorphus CBS 101889, 2755 nucleotides long. RefSeq lists its product as uncharacterized. Gene Ontology annotation, molecular function: molecular adaptor activity; GTPase activity; GTP binding. The transcript has 3 exons. Bases 160 to 2292 code for a protein of 710 amino acids. Gene Ontology annotation, cellular component: septin complex; microtubule cytoskeleton; septin ring. Gene Ontology annotation, biological process: cytoskeleton-dependent cytokinesis. Lineage: Eukaryota; Fungi; Ascomycota; Eurotiomycetes; Eurotiales; Aspergillaceae. The record is from RefSeq and is a predicted model, not a curated record.